AACACACACACACCCUGGGUGGUGGCGUAGCCUCUAGGACUGUCUGAGCUAGUCUGUGUCCACGCCUGUAUCUGUUCAAACACCUGUCAGCUUGUCACACAGCUAGUCACACUCCCUCUCUCUCCGUUCACACACAGACCUAGCAAUCCUUUACCUAUACUUUUGUCCCUCACCUGCUCUCACUACCUGUGUGGGAUUCUCUACAGUUUGGGAGACCGUCUGUCCCUCACCUGCUCUCACUACCUGUGUGGGAUUCUCUACAGUUUGGGAGACCGUAUGUGGAUACAGUAUCCAGUGAAAGGAGCCAGCGGAGGAAUCAUAGGAACCAGAUUACAAACGACCCGACUAUGUCAAAAGAGGGGGACAGAGCAUCAGUGUUGAAGACCUCUAAGGUUCGGACCAAGCUGAAGGGAGAUGCCAGCUGGAUGCAGAGACUCAGUGAACCUCAGUCUGAAACAGAGGAGGAGAAACCAUGGAUGGCAGAAGUUAAAGUGAAUCGACUGAAUGGAGCCCCUAUAGACACCAGUCCAAUAGCCUCUCCCACAUCCAAGACCCCUCCCUCCCCCAACAGACCUGCAGAAGAUGGAGCAACAUCUCCAGGAUGCCUCAUCAGAGGGGUUUUUACCGAGACAGACACCAAGCCUGCUGCCAACUCAUCAACAUCCAAUGGCUUCAGAGCUCCUCACACAGUGCGUCCCACCUCAAACCUCCCAGUUCAAACUGAGGACCAGCUUUCUCCAGAGGAGAAGGAGAAAUGGGAGGAAGCAGCCAUGAACGUGCUCAAGACCUCUUCAGUUCGACAACGCUCCUAUGUCCUCUCAGCCGCCAAUAAAUAUGAUUGUACUGACAAACCACCAGAAACCUCCCUGACCACAGAUGUUACAUCUUUUGUGGCUAAAAGGGUGGUGAUCACAGACAAUGAUGACUCUGUCUUCACCGAGACUCCCUCUGUCCCCAAAGAACCAGCUGCACUAUCUGUGAAAGACGUCUCUCCUGUUUCUGUGAAAGACGUCUCUCCUGUAUCUGUGAAAGACGUCUCUCCUGUUUCUGUGAAAGACGUCUCUCCUGUUUCUGUGAAAGACGUCCCUCCUGUUUCUGUGAAAGACGUCCCUUCUGUAUCUGUGAAAGACGUCUCUCCUGUUUCUGUGAAAGACGUCCCUUCUGUAUCUGUGAAAGACGUCUCUCCUGUUUCUGUGAAAGACGUCUCUCCUGUAUCUGUGAAAGACGUCCCUUCUGUAUCUGUGAAAGACGUCCCUUCUGUAUCUGUGGAGGACAUCCAUGUAUGUGCGAAAGACGUCCUCCUGCCAACCCCUGUCAUAGUUGACACCCCAGCAGUGAUUGACCCUUAUGAGGGCAUGAAGCCAGGGCUUACCAAAGUGGCCACUGAGCUGUCCCCAGAGAGUAGUGUCCUGUUGAAAGUAGUCUCCCCAGUGUCCCCUGUCCCAUACAAACCAGUGAAGACAGAUCCUGCCCCAGUGGACACACUGACAGCCCUGUCUGACACACUCAUCUCCUUCGACACAGGUUCAUCCAGCUCCAGAGUCCCUGACCCAGUAUGGACGGAGACAGCAGAGCCAGAGGACAGAGUGCAUGGUGAUCCAAUCCCUCAGCUCAUGGUUGAUGAUCUCCUCUCUCUCACUAACAGUCUAGAAGAGGAGUUGGUAAUGCCGAUCCCUCCCAGCCCAGGAUCUAGGAGUCAGGAGCUUCUCAGUGGAUCAGACAGGUCAACUGACGGUGAUUCACCGUGGGAUAGAUGGAGUUCACCAACUGUCUAUAAAGAUAAGGAGGACAGAGACCCAGAGCCUUCAAUGGACCGUUCUAGCUCCUACUCCAGGACCUUGGACAGUUCUGCCAACCAGAGACCCAAGGCACCAGACACCGAGUCCAAGAAGUGUUUUGUGUACCUGAAGGAGUAUGUGGACGUUACAGAUCUAACCAAGCACAACACUAGAGACAACGAUCCUGACUAUGUAACGUCUAGUUCUACCAGCCAUUCCUACAGUAGCCCCUCCUCUUACACCAGGUCUACCAUGACGUCUGCCUGUACGUACUGUGGAGAGCAGGUGGGCAACGAUGCCAAGAUCACCAUCGAGCACCUCAACAUCUCCUGCCACCCAGCCUGCUUCAAGUGUGGUGUUUGCAGUAAGCCAAUGGGAGACUUUCUGUACAACAUGUUCCUGCACAAAGGGAAAGUCCACUGUGAGAGCUGCUAUGCCAACGUCUUGUAGGAUGCUUCCUUUCCUUGUCGCCUCGUCUCUUUUCCUUCAUGGCCACUGAGAGGUGACAAGACUGGAUGGUUGAUAUAACUGCUCUUUCCCAUCAAGACCUGUCGUCUGCUAACAGACACAGGGACACUGCACCUUGAGUUUGACAUGAAUUUCCAUGUGUGAGAUUUUGUUUUCAUACCUUUGUAUGGAUCUGAAUUUCAUGAGGUUAACACUGGAAUUCUAUGGCAGUUACUCCAUGGUUUAAAGAUAAUAAUAUGAUAAAAUUACUGAUAUUGUCUUCCGUCCAUUUGAAUUACCACUUUUUUUUGUCUUUUUUUCUCCUUAAAGGCCCAGUGCAGUCAAAAAACGUGAUUUCCUAUGUUUUACAUAUACUGUAUUUCCAUGCUAUGAGGUCGGAAUAAUACUACGGAAUUGGGGAAAUUAUGAUAAUUCUCUUUAAGUGUGUGUUGGGAAAAUUAUGAUUAAAUGACUGAACAAAUCAUUUUAAAUGGAACUGUAACUAAGUAAAACUUAUACUCUGUUUUAUUAUAUCUGAUUAACAAUAUGAGUUCAUAAGAAGUGAUUGUGAGACACGGACAAGGAGUAAUUAAAGUUAAUGAACACCAUUCCAACUAGGAAGAAACUAAUGGGUUGUGGAUUACAAAUUCUCAUAAAAUAGAUUAAGGGUUUUCAAUUAAUGAAAACACAUUGGCAUCAUUAAUUUACAGUAACAGUGUGUAAGCUCUGUUUGAAGAAAAAAAAACGCCAGAAAUGUCGUGCUUGUUUUAGUGGGAGGAGUUUUGCCCAGAUUGGCGGUAUCACCAGGUGGUAUACGAAUAACAACACGUUUUCAUCAAACAUAUCCUUCCCAUUAGGCUCGUCCAGUUAGAACUCUCACUCAGGCCUACCAAAAUUGUUUUUUCGAGAAAUUGCUCUUUGCUUAGAAGCUAUUUUUGUUUCUUUUUGACAAUUUUAGCGAGGUAAUUAAUUACCCAGAAAUUGUUUGAUAUUGAGGUAAAAACGGCUGCAUUGACCCUUUAAUGGCGUAACUUUGUGAAUUUAUUGUGAAAUAUGAAGGAACUGUAUAUAAAAGUCUCUAGAUAUUAUUAUGUAAUGACAUGAUUUAACUGGGAACUGGCUAUGUAGAUUAGUAGUUGGGUACAAUUUCCUAAUUUCAGGCUUGACUAUGCAAAGUAAAUAAUUAUAUAUAUUUUUCAAAUGUUAAUUUUUAAUUGUCUAAUGCCUUUUCUUCACAAUAAACAAUCAAAACAGAUUCAUAUAAACAUGA
Molecule: messenger RNA, 3495 nt
Organism: Oncorhynchus tshawytscha (Chinook salmon)
Lineage: Eukaryota; Metazoa; Chordata; Actinopteri; Salmoniformes; Salmonidae
Product: proteoglycan 4
Exons: 19
Coding region: 348-2228 (626 amino acids)
Source: RefSeq, a predicted model, not a curated record